Salarias fasciatus (jewelled blenny) is the source of this 1474-nucleotide messenger RNA. RefSeq names its product CD81 antigen-like. Bases 220 to 933 code for a protein of 237 amino acids. Gene Ontology annotation, cellular component: plasma membrane. Lineage: Eukaryota; Metazoa; Chordata; Actinopteri; Blenniiformes; Blenniidae. The record is from RefSeq and is a predicted model, not a curated record. The transcript is spliced from 8 exons.
GCUCUCCUCUGUGCGCCCCGCUCGGUGGGCAGUUCUCCGUCUCGGUUUUCACUCUCGAUUAUUAUAAAGGAGGAGUUUGCUGUAUAGACGCGUCUCCUCCAACUGGCCUGAAAUAACGGACUCCACUGGCAGGACUGUGUUCGAGAUCCCGGGAGGUCGACUGUUCUCACAAAUUAUCCGAUCUGGGCAAAAGGACGGGCUUGAGAAAGAAGUGACAGCAUGGCUGUGGCAGGAUGCACGCUUUUCAUUAAAUACAUGUUAUUCCUCUUAAAUUUCCUGUUCUGGCUGGCCGGAGGCUUAAUCUUAGUAGUGGCGCUGUGGCUGCGCCAUGACACUCAAACCAGCAACCUCCUCAUACUUGAGUUUGAAGGCCACCAGGCGCCCCACACCUUCUACAUCAGUGUGUACAUCCUGAUCGCUGUUGGAGCAGUGAUGAUGCUUGUGGGCUUCCUGGGGUGCUUUGGGGCCAUUCAGGAGUCGCAGUGCCUGCUGGGAACGUUCUUCUUCUUUUUGGUGAUCCUGUUUGCCUGCGAAGUGGCUGCAGCAAUCUGGGGCUUCAUGAACAGGGACACUAUCUCCAAAGAGCUGAUCAAUUUUUACGACUCGGCGUACAUCAAGGCGGUAGAUGUCUCAGGGUCUCCCAGUAAAGACGCCGCCAUCAAGGUGCUGGAUGCGUUCCACAGAACGCUCGACUGCUGUGGAAAGGGAGACGACACCCCGCUCUUUAAACAAGUCACCAGCACUUUGUGUCCUCGAAAGAGUCCGGAGGAUUUCCUGAAGUCACAAAGCUGUCACCAUAAACUGAUCGAGCUGUUCUCUGAGAAGCUCCACCUGAUUGGCCUGGCUGCCUUGGUGGUCGCUGUCAUAAUGAUCUUUGAGAUGAUCUUCACCAUGGUGCUCUGCUGUGGGAUCCGGAACAGCCCUGCACAAUAAGACUUCACCGAGCCUGUGUGGGGAUUAUUUUAUUGUUCUUCUAUGCAGCAGCGCCUCUUCUUCAAAUUUACAGCACGAGAUGGAUAUUUCUUCAGUAUUUUGGGUUAAGGUUUUAGUUGAAUUUUACUAAUCUGUCAUUAUCAUUCCUUCAGAGUAACUUCUUUUUAUUUUUUUUAUUUAUCAUACAGCAAGAUGAAUCUUUUCUACAUACAAAAUGGUGUGAAAUGUUUCUCUGUUGGUGAUCAAUUCUGUUUUUAUGGAUGUAUAAAUUGUACAUAAGCUUGUCAGAUGUUAAUAACACUUAGGGUCCAAGUAUUCCCUCACUGGUGGGUUUUGUGGCGUCCAGCUCUGAAGUUACAGUGUUAUUUAAGUGUCUGGGCUUCAGCGGUCUAGGGAAAUGUUUUUUUCUCGCUCUAAUAAUGAUUAGGAAGAGGAGUCGGAGAGGAUGUUUAUAGCUGCCAAUCUCUUCUUUGAGUCUGAUGAACCAUCUCGUGCUGUUUUACUUUGGUUAACUAGAGAAACACUCCUCAUGUACGGACAA